Messenger RNA from Brenthis ino (lesser marbled fritillary), 1158 nucleotides. The record is from the annotation of a GenBank genome assembly. Lineage: Eukaryota; Metazoa; Arthropoda; Insecta; Lepidoptera; Nymphalidae.
AUGCAAAAGGCACCUAGGAACGCACCCAAGCGAUGCCAGGAAAGCAUUGACAAAUCGGGGGAAGAUCCGGUCGUGUCAGCCCUCAGACCUUACGGCGCGCCAGAUGAAGACGGAUAUAAAGAAACCACGCCUGAUAUGUUCCAGAAAUAUUUUGGAAAUUAUUCAGGAAAUACUAUAUCUAGAGAUAACGAUGAUAUAUCCUUGUUAGAUCAUUUUAUUAAUGAGCAUAGUUAUGAUAAUGAAACACAACGGAUGUCAGCAGAUGAAGCGAAUCCAGAGAGGAUUAUUAAAGACAGCAUAGUUAAUGAUACAAAUGAAAUGGAAAAUAUAACAAUAACUAGACCGGUACAUGAAGACGUUGUCACGAAAUUCCUAAGAUUAAUAGAAACUCAACAUUUACUCGGCGAAAAUUGUACUGCGGGGACUCAUUUAAACUUAGGAGAGGGUGUUGUAGAUAGAUACGCUCAAGAGCGGUUUAGAGUGGAAGCAGACGUUGCGGUAAAUAGAGCAAAUAUGUUGACAAGACUAUGGAAGUACGCAGGCCCAUCUGUUAUGCAUAAUGAAUAUUUAUUACAUGCCAGUGUUUUUUCCAUGGUCGAAUUCGAUGACGACGUUUUUGCAGCAGGAAAUUGCUAUGAUCAGUACCAGUAUAAGGACUAUCAGCUGUUCUGUCCUUUUGCGUAUCGAUUACCAGAAGGGCCGAUAUUAGCAAAAGAUUUGGCGGUUGAGUACAAAUAUUUGAGUAACACCUCAGAAUGGUUUUACAUUGCCCGCAAAAAUGCUGAGCGUGUGAUACGAAACCACAAUCAAUUUAGACGUGGUUACAACACUUACACGUACAACGAUACCACCCACACUGAGCGAGAGCCUGAUGAGAUCCUUUCGGUAACCUACGAAGACGGGAAGUGGUCGAAGCCAUACUACGACUGUGGAGGCGGCAAUAUUUGGAUGCUUACAUACACUGUUCCCUUCUUUGGUUACAGUAAUGGAACGUAUUUCUUCAAAGGCACCAGCGGUAUAGACAUCGAUUUACGUCGCGUUGACAUCGAUCAGUGUCCCUUGAAACCUGGCUCGUCACAACUAAAUAUAUUUGCCGGAACAGAUAAAUGCAAGAAAAGUACAACUGAGGUUAGUUAUUUAGUGUAUUAUAUCGAUUUU